Molecule: messenger RNA, 949 nt
Organism: Elaeis guineensis (African oil palm)
Lineage: Eukaryota; Viridiplantae; Streptophyta; Magnoliopsida; Arecales; Arecaceae
Source: RefSeq, a predicted model, not a curated record
UAAUUUCUUGGAUUUCCUUUGGUCCGCCAACUAACCCCACUCAGUUGAAUCCAAAGCCAAAGCGAGCACCAUACUUGUGGACUUUGAAAGAAUAAGAAAUAUCCAAGAAACCCUCCAACCCCUCACCUAUAUCACCUUUGCAACCCCAUGCCCAUGCAAUAGAACCAAAAGAACAACAGAGACAGAGAGAGAGAGAUGGGUAGGCCAAGGAUGGAGGAGGCCAGGUGCAAGAGGCACCCAAAGCACCAGCAGUCCAAAGGGGUGUGCCCCUUCUGCCUCCGAGAGAGGCUCUCCGGCCUCCUCGCCGGCUCAUCUUCGGGAGCCUAUUCUUCGUCGUCCUCCGUCUCUUCGUCCCCUUACUCCUCCGACUCCGACCUCUCCUCCUCGGCCAUCACUCCUCCCUACCUCCAUGAUCUAAAGAGAGCAAGGCUGUCUCUUCUAUUCAAGGCAAGAACUACUGAUGGCCGCCGGUUGGUCGGUAUCAGCGAGCCGCUGACGAAGAGCCGGUCUUUAGCUUCUGCGUUGCUCGGUAAUCGGAGGAAGGAAGAUAAAAAGGAGAAGGAGAAAGGGACUGAUAAGAAGAAGGAAAGAAGGUUCUGGUCUAAGUUGUUUGGUGGUUUGUGGAGGUCGAGGGAGGUUGGUGGUGUCUCGUUGCACUCCAGGACCUUCAAGGAGAAGUCCGCUUUAUUUGUAUAGAAAUAAGAGGCUCUCUCUUCCUUGUGCUUUGUAAGUUUAAUUUCUUUUUUGAUUUGCUUUGGUUUUUUUUUUUUUAAUAACAAAAUAUGGGUUACCAUUCGUGUAUAGCUCGAGGAAAGGUCGAUGGAAUCCGAUCAAGGUUUGAAAUUAAUAAUGGUGUUAUUACACACUAGAACGGUUUUUGGAGGUCAAAGUUCAUGUUGUUCUAUAUCAAUAUCUGGAAAUUGGAAUUAAACAGUAUAUAUUGUCUGGA